AUGCUAAUACUCAAGAGGCAACACUUUGGCCAAAAUUCAGGUCUCAAUUGUAGGCUAUCAUAUUGCCCCAGAGUCGAUCGCUAA
This is a messenger RNA of Fusarium pseudograminearum CS3096, 84 nucleotides long. RefSeq lists its product as uncharacterized. The transcript is spliced from 3 exons. Lineage: Eukaryota; Fungi; Ascomycota; Sordariomycetes; Hypocreales; Nectriaceae. The record is from RefSeq and is a predicted model, not a curated record. Bases 1 to 84 code for a protein of 27 amino acids.